GUGGAACCAUAUCCUCAGAGCAUGACACACUUCAGGGCUUCUCUCCGGUGUGAGGUUUCCGACUGAGAUGUUCUGAGGUCACGUCUCGACUCAAAGGUUUUUCUUUGGAGUUUCUCAGCCGACGACCCGCGAUGGCUUCCAAUAUAUUCGUGGAGCAGCAGUUCUCUCACAAGUUCACGGUGACGGUGUCUCGAGCCGAGAACGUCACCAAGGGAGCGCUGGGCGACCUGCUGGACACCCCUGACCCCUACGUGGAGCUCUUCAUCCCGUCCGCCCCUGAGAGCAGGAAGAGGACGAAACACAUCGACAACGACAUCAACCCCGAAUGGAACGAGACCUUCAGCUUCAUCCUGGACCCCAACCAGCAGAACCUGCUCAAGUUAACUUUAAUGGACGCCAACUAUGUGAUGGAUGAGACGCUCGGCACGGCGACCUAUGACAUCACCACGCUGGGCGUCGGCCAGAAGAAGAUGGAGCCCUUCCUCAUCGGAAAAGUCACCAAAGUUUACCUGGAGAUGACGCUGGAGAUCUGCAACAAGCUGGACCUGCGGUUCAGCCUGGCGCUGUGCGACCAGGAGAAGCAGUUCAGGCAGAGCCGGCGGGAGCGCGUGAUGCUGGCCGUCAAGAAGCUGCUGGCCCUGGAGAAGCCCGGCUUCCUGCCCAGCUCGCUGGAGGAGGUGCCGGUGAUAGCCAUAGCGGGCUCAGGAGGCGGUUUCCGGGCCAUGGUGGGCUUCUCGGGUGUGAUGAAGGCCCUGUAUGAGUCAGGGGUCCUCGAUUGCACAACGUACAUCGCCGGACUCUCUGGAUCUACGUGGUACAUGUCCAUUAUCUAUUCCCAUCCAGAGUUUCCAAACAUGGGCCUGAAGGACAUCAAUGCAGAGCUGAUGAAGAGAGUCAGCAGUAAUCCCCUGAAGCUGCUGCUGCCUCAACACAUCACCAACUACAUCCAGGCCCUCUGGACCAAGAAGGCUUCAGGGCAGCCGGUGACCUUCACCGAUAUCUUUGGGAUGCUCAUCGGGGAGACCCUCCUACCUGCGAGGAUGGACAUCAAGCUGAGCGGCAUCCAGGAGAAGAUCAACCAGGCCCAGAGUCCCCUCCCCCUCUUCACAUGUCUGCACGUCAAGCCAGAUGUUUCGGAGCUCAUGUUUGCAGACUGGGUGGAGUUCAGCCCGUACGAGAUCGGCAUGGCCAAGUACGGCACCUUCAUGACCCCCGACCUCUUCGGGAGCAAGUUCUUCAUGGGGACCGUCGUCAAGAAGUACGAGGAGAACCCGCUGCACUUCCUGAUGGGUGUGUGGGGCAGUGCCUUCUCCAUCCUGUUCAACCGAGUGCUGGGGGUCAAAGACAGCGUGGGGGGCAGCACCAUGGAGGAGGAGUUAGAGCAGAUCAAACCGCAUCACAUCGUGGGAGACGACAGCAUGGACAACGAAGACGAGCCGCGUAAAGGUGGGACGGAGAAUCAGAAGGCGGAGGAGGAGUACCACCGCUUUGCUCAGGCCAGCUGGGUUCAACGCAUGUUCACGUCGCUCUUCAGCGACUCGUCCCUGUUCAACACGAGGGAGGGCCGGGCCGGGAAGGUUCAUAACUUCAUGCUGGGCCUCAACCUGAACACCAGCUUCCCGUUCUCGCCGGGCAGCGAGAACCUGUGCAACGCCACCACACCUGAAGACGAGGUGGACGCCGUCACAGACCCAGACGAGUUCAAUCGCAUCUACGAGCCUCUGGACGUGAAGAGCAAGAAGAUCCACGUGGUGGACAGCGGCCUGACCUACAACCUGCCCUACCCGCUCAUCCUGCGGACGCAGCGCGGCGUCGACCUCAUCAUCUCCUUCGACUUCUCCGCGCGGCCGAGCGACUCCAGCCCCCCGUUUAAGGAGCUCCUAUUAGCAGAAAAGUGGGCUCGGAUGAACAAGCUCCCGUUCCCCAAAAUCGACCCCAGAGUGUUUGACCGCGAGGGCCUGAAGGAAUGCUACGUCUUCAAACCGGAGAAGGGCAAAAAGAACUGCCCGACCAUCAUCCACUUCGUCCUGGUCAACAUCAACUUCAGGACCUUCAAGGCGCCCGGUGUUCCCAGAACGACGGAGUCGGAGAAGGAAUUUGCCGAUUUCGACAUCUUUGACGAUCCCGAGUCCCCGUUCUCCACGUUUAACUUCCAGUACUCCAACGAGGCCUUCACCCGGCUGCACGACCUCAUGGAGUUCAACACUCUCAACAACCUGGAGGUGAUUAAAGAAGCCAUCAAGGAGUGCGUGGCAUCCCGUAAGGACCGCCCCCCCCCCAGCGCCCCCCGGCCCUUCUCCCUCAGCGCCAUCCCCAACCGGAGGUUCCUGAACAAAGAGCCUGGAGCCAAAGCCUGGAGCCUCCAGGGAGAGGGCCGCAAAUAACCACCUGAGACGCUCUGGGCGGAGAGAGAACUUCCCUUCUUUUUUGAAAACGCCGUGGCAGUGACCUCUCUUCUGUACACUUUAAAUCAACACCUGUUCUAAAGAACCGUCGAGUUUUACUGAUUAAAGAACGUAUGAAUGCAUUCACACACAA
This is a messenger RNA of Pseudoliparis swirei, 2538 nucleotides long. Its product is annotated as cytosolic phospholipase A2-like. Gene Ontology annotation, biological process: glycerophospholipid catabolic process. The record is from RefSeq and is a predicted model, not a curated record. The coding region runs from base 132 to 2384 and encodes 750 amino acids. NCBI's taxonomy places the organism in Eukaryota, Metazoa, Chordata, Actinopteri, Perciformes, Liparidae. The transcript is spliced from 19 exons. Gene Ontology annotation, molecular function: calcium-dependent phospholipid binding; calcium ion binding. Gene Ontology annotation, cellular component: cytosol; nucleus; Golgi apparatus.